This is a messenger RNA of Heterotrigona itama, 1578 nucleotides long. Lineage: Eukaryota; Metazoa; Arthropoda; Insecta; Hymenoptera; Apidae. The record is from the annotation of a GenBank genome assembly.
AUGAAAAUAUCCAGAUCAGAAGGUGGUAAGUUGGUGAUACGCGCUGAAGCAAACAGACGUCCGUCAGACACUCUUCGACUGUCGUUACCUCCGCCAAGGUGAGUUCAUUCUUCGAAUAACGAGAGACGAGAUGAUCGAUCGAUUGUUCCUUGUUUGCAGAUGCUGUUCACGCGGUUAUGGCUCGUGUUAUUCCCGUUUCUUUUCGCCGUGCCGUGGCUGUCUGGAAGUCAUGUUCCAUCUAUAUUCGCCGGCAUAAGGAGAAGUCAGGGUGUGAGAUACUAUCCCACGGUAGAAAAUCCUCCCACGGCAAAUCCUUCUUGGGAGAUGCCGCUCAGUGUUGCGGCAAGUGCCCCUCAAUACUGCGUAGCGAACAGCGUCCUGAAUUUCACGGGCAUGGGCCUGCGAAGAAUAGGGGAUUCCUUCAUUAACACGACGUACGCGAGGGAGCUGUAUCUAGACGGCAACGACAUCAAGGAAAUCUCGGAGACGGCGUUCGACUCGAUGAAAGGGCUGGAAAUUCUGAGCAUAUCCGGCAACAAUCUACCCACCAACAAACUACUAUGGUUUCACUAUCACGAAACUCUGUGGCGUUUAACCAUAGACGACAACGUCGACGACACGAGCAUGAACGAUGGCAGCGUCCAAGGCAUGCUGGAACACUUCCCAAGGCUGGAAUACCUGUCGCUAAGAAGAAACGGUAUAUCCCGCGUGGACGUUCAAUUCGACAAACUCGCGCCCGUUUUGAAUUGGUUGGACCUGUCAGGGAACAGGCUCGAGUCGUUCGAUUUCGUCGUCGAUCUGCCGAGGACCAUGAAGAACCUUUACCUCGAGGAUAAUGACUGUUCGUGCACGAUUAACAAACUUCCGAGUGGCAUCGAGUAUUUGCAGGUUAGCGGGAACAGAAUAACGGAAUUGUGCAACGAGAAUUGCUCGCACGCCUCGCUGUCGUUGAGAGGGCUGAAGAAGCUGAAGAUUCUGACCGUGUCCCGCAACAACGUCAGGUACCUGGACCUGAGCCACAAUCAAAUAAUCGAGGUGAUGAACCUGUGCGACAACAUACUGACGUCCAUAGAGACGCUGAACUUGUCCAACAAUUACAUCUCGAUGAUCGACAAUAAUUUCGUGAAUAUGUUGUACCUGAGAACGCUGGACUUGUCGAACAAUCGGAUCGCCAUACUGCCCACGAUGUUGAUAUUCAACUCGAGGUCCCUCGAGGUGCUUCUGCUGAGGAACAACAGCAUCGAGGACAUCGACGAUCUGUUCAAGAAGAACUCGUUCAAGGAACUUGAGCUACAUCUCCAGGACAAUCCGUUCUCGGCCGUGAAGUAUUCCAAUUUCCAGGUACAUUUGAAAGACCGUGACACGAGAUCAGAAUUGACGAACAGGGUAUCGAUCGAGAGUUUCGGUGAAAUAGAUGACAUAGACGACGUGGACGACACAGAUGACGUGUCUCAAUCAAAUGUUCAGUCAACGUUUGAACAUUGGUUUGUUCGAUUGCCAUUCAUUCAUUGGAGAUCGAAACUUGAUAUUUUUGGAAAUAUUCUGCAGUCAGAAGAAGCGUUUUCUAAUGAACUUUGA